Messenger RNA from Silurus meridionalis, 1831 nucleotides. Its product is annotated as guanine nucleotide-binding protein subunit beta-4-like. Gene Ontology annotation, cellular component: heterotrimeric G-protein complex; cytoplasm. The coding region runs from base 253 to 1275 and encodes 340 amino acids. Lineage: Eukaryota; Metazoa; Chordata; Actinopteri; Siluriformes; Siluridae. Gene Ontology annotation, biological process: G protein-coupled receptor signaling pathway. Gene Ontology annotation, molecular function: protein binding; signaling receptor complex adaptor activity. The record is from RefSeq and is a predicted model, not a curated record. The transcript has 10 exons.
ACAGCUUGUUGAAAAUUGAGUUGAGCCGAGCCGAGGGUGCAUGGCCCUUUAAAUCUAUUACAAUUACUAAAACCGAGUGCGCUUUAUUUACUGUUUGAGUUUCUUCUUUCUUUUUAAUAUUACUUAAUGAUAUUUUUCGUACAACAGUCACCAUGUGUGGAUUUUGAAAGCAGCUAGGUUAGAGCAAAACGACGAGCUUGAUUCAGGUACCAGCUGGUCUCUCUGAUUUAAAAAUUGCAUCAUACCGGGACGAUGAGCGAACUGGAACAGUUACGCCAAGAGGCUGAGCAACUUCGCAGUCAGAUCCGGGAUGCCAGAAAGGCAUGUAGUGACUCUACGCUUUCAGAGAUCACUGCUGGUCUCGACUCAGCAGGAAGGAUACAGAUGAGGACCAGGCGUACUCUUAGGGGACAUCUUGCCAAAAUCUAUGCCAUGCACUGGGGCAGCGACUCGAGGUUACUUGUCAGCGCGUCCCAGGAUGGCAAAUUAAUCAUCUGGGACAGCUACACAACAAACAAGGUGCAUGCAAUUCCUUUGCGCUCAUCCUGGGUGAUGACGUGUGCCUACGCCCCUUCAGGCAACUAUGUGGCCUGCGGCGGCCUGGACAACAUCUGUUCCAUUUACAGCCUGAAAACCCGGGAGGGUAACGUCAGGGUUACCAGAGAACUUCCUGGACACACCGGAUACUUGUCUUGUUGCCGGUUCUUCAGUGAUAACCGGAUUGUCACCAGCUCUGGGGACACUACUUGUGCACUGUGGGAUAUUGAAACAGGCCAGCAGUCCACCACAUUCACAGGCCACACUGGUGAUGUGAUGAGUCUGUCACUCAGCCCCGAUCUUAAGACCUUCGUAUCAGGUGCCUGUGAUGCCUCCUCCAAGCUGUGGGACAUUCGAGAUGGCAUGUGCAGACAGACCUUCAUCGGCCAUGUUUCCGACAUUAAUGCUGUCUGUUUUUUCCCGAAUGGAAAUGCUUUUGCUACGGGCUCAGAUGAUGCCACCUGCAGGCUUUUUGACCUGCGUGCGGAUCAGGAGCUCAUGAUGUACACGCAUGACAGUAUCAUCUUUGGCAUCACGUCUGUGGCUUUCUCCAAGAGUGGCCGCUUGCUGUUCGCUGGCUAUGAUGAUUUCAACUGCAACGUCUGGGACACAUUAAAGGGCGAACGAGCAGGUGUCCUUGCGGGCCAUGACAACAGGGUUAGCUGUCUAGGAGUGACUGAUGAUGGCAUGGGCGUGGCCACGGGCUCUUGGGAUAGCUUCCUCCGUAUCUGGAACUAAGCCCUACAGCUGGACUUUCUGGAGGACUGCAACAUCACUACAGAUCUCAACUGUGAGAACAACAUGCCUUUUGUCUUCACUUAUUACAACACAUUCCUGUGAAGAGGCCCAGGCUGACUCGACAGAGGUCAGACAGGUGGUUAUUGAAAAUCGAUGGAGGGCAUCAUUGUGCUUUAUGUACAUACAAAUGUACAGUAUAUGAAUAUAAAUAUGGUAUAUAUGUUAAGCAAUAUGCCCAUGUAUAUGCCAUAUAUAUGCUCACACAAUGUUAUUGUAUAUAUUUUUGUAGUUUGAUUGCAACCCAUUAUAGCUAUUUGUUUUGGAGAGGCGUCAUUUACCGUAUAUUUGAAGUCCGGGUUAUUUUUUACAGAUACCUAUAAUGCCAGUGCCCUUUAGCACCUGCGGUCAUUUUUAUUUUUCUUUUUUUAUGAAACCGCUAAUUUCCUAAAUGAUGAUAGUAAAGCACAGGUGUUUAAUAUACAGAUUAAAUAAAUAGGGGGUGGGUAGCGACUUUCCAGCAUAAGCAACAGAAACAAAAUAAAACUGUGCUUCAGUA